UUGGAGAAUCCACAAUGCAGAUGCGACUGUUUGCACUCGUUUCACUGAUGGCUGUCUCCUCACUGGCCAUGGACGACAUUGCGCCAUACUGGUGCAGCCCCGUUUGCCAAGAUUUUAUUGCUCUGAGGAACCAAUGUGAAGAUUCCAGAAAUUGCUUUGAAGGAGGCUAUAACGAGAAUACAUACUCCUGUCUCGAACCUUGCUGGGAAAUUGCUGCUCCCUGCCUUCAAGCAUGCAGGGACAACAUCUACAUUUUGCUAAGAACCUGUGAUGCUCGUUGUUCAACCUAUGGGGAGUGUAUGGAAGAUUGUUUCGCUGAAGAGUUCCAAGCCUACAAACCAGAACUUCCCUGAAAUGAGACAGUUUUCUGAGUUCUUCUCCGAAGGCUUCCUCGCCAUUAAAUUUUGAAUACGAAAUGUU
This is a messenger RNA of Aplysia californica (California sea hare), 420 nucleotides long. RefSeq names its product cysteine-rich neurotrophic factor. The record is from RefSeq and is a predicted model, not a curated record. Bases 15 to 353 code for a protein of 112 amino acids. The transcript is spliced from 2 exons. Lineage: Eukaryota; Metazoa; Mollusca; Gastropoda; Aplysiida; Aplysiidae.